Messenger RNA from Bombus pyrosoma, 1219 nucleotides. RefSeq names its product small proline-rich protein 2B-like. The record is from RefSeq and is a predicted model, not a curated record. The coding region runs from base 860 to 1219 and encodes 119 amino acids. NCBI's taxonomy places the organism in Eukaryota, Metazoa, Arthropoda, Insecta, Hymenoptera, Apidae. The transcript is spliced from 3 exons.
UUACUUUCAUGUAAUAAUUGAAUUUGUCUAUAUGUGCAAAGAUUAUUAAUCGUCUAUCAACACCUUUCUAUUAUUUUAAUACCAAACUUCAGACUUUUAUUUUAAUUAAAAUUAAUAAAAUUUGUAGUUGUGUAAUUGCAAAUUACAUUGCCGAGUCAAAUGUCGGUAAUGACAAAAUGUGAACGACCUUAUGGGAAAAACGAUCUAAAACAGAUGAUCGAAAGUUGCGGUUGCUGUCCACCAAUGGAUCUACAAUGCCCACCUUGUUCUAUAUCGUACCCGCCUCAACCUGUUUGCUGCUAUACGUGUCCUACUCCACCAUGCAAAUUGGAACCAAAACCUAAUUGUUGUCCACCUAUGCCAGUCACCUGCAUGCCAUGUCCGCCUCGACCUUCACUCUUACCUUGCGUCCCACGCCCUUUCGUUUGUCCACCCUGCACAGGUCACCCGUGUAUUACCUGUGCACCUAUACCUAAACCAGUCCCAGCUCCUUAUGAAGCCGGUCCUGUCUUCAGGGCACCUGUUAUUACUGGUGGAUUAUUUUACGUUGGAACAAUCAGGUGUUAUCCGUGUUUAUCAUAUGCUUGUUGAACCAUAUCUCGCCUAUUUUACACUCCAAUCCCAAAUGGUCCUUCGAAUAUAAUUAUCUCACGAAUAAAACAUUUAUUGUCCAGUGUUAAUGAUGUUUGAUCUGAACUUUGUGUUGUAUAUAAAUAAUAGUAUACAUUUCAUAUAUAAAUAAAUAUAAAACAAAUGUUCUUAUAACAAUAUUCAGCCUUUUCGCUCAAGAUAACCGCGCUAUUCAAUUAAUUUUUAGAAUUAAUAAAUCUCUAUUCAUUUUUAAAUUUACAAGUGAUUUAUGAUGGAUAAAAGAAUAUGUGAUCUCUGUCCACUAGAUCAUUUUAAUAGAAUCGGUUGCAUGGUAACGACAUGUAACUGGCCUUUAUUAAAUAUUGUUCAACAAAGAACUAAUCAACCAUAUUUACGAAAAAUAGAACCAAUAAAAGGUGUCAGAUUUAAACAACCUGCAAAUUCGCCACAACGUCACGGGUCAUGGACAAAUUUAAUGUACCGCCCUAUUGUGCAAGGAGGUUUCAGAUAUCGUGGUGUAUAUAAAUUACUUCCUCUUGAUCUUUCACCAAAUUCUCCUGUAUUGUCUCGACCUGCCCCUGUUCCACCUACAGAUUUUCGAGGAAUAACAGUAUAUUGUUGUCGAUAG